Messenger RNA from Anolis carolinensis (green anole), 8292 nucleotides. RefSeq names its product peroxidasin (gene pxdn). The transcript has 23 exons. Gene Ontology annotation, molecular function: peroxidase activity; heme binding; protein binding. NCBI's taxonomy places the organism in Eukaryota, Metazoa, Chordata, Lepidosauria, Squamata, Anolidae. Gene Ontology annotation, biological process: response to oxidative stress. The record is from RefSeq and is a predicted model, not a curated record. The coding region runs from base 163 to 4644 and encodes 1493 amino acids.
GCCCCUUUUCCUCGAGGAAGCUCAGCCCCUGGGGCCGCCUGCUUCUUUCCUCCCCUUCCAGGCGGUGCGCUGCGCUGGGGACGGGCUCGCUCCCUUCCUCCCUUCCACUUGCGCCCUUUCUCCCUCCUGGUCCCAGCCCAAGGAGGGCAGUCGGUCGUCGGCAUGGCCCGGCAGUGGCGCCACGGGGGCCCAGGGGCCGGAUCCCCCGCACUCCUGCUCCUCACGCUCUUCUCCCUGCCCUUGGCCGCCCCGCAGCAGCCCCCUCCUCCGGCCCCUUCCUCGGCGCAGAGGGGCAGCAGCGUGUGGUGCCCGAGCCGGUGCCUCUGCUUCCGGACCACGGUGCGCUGCAUGCACCUCGCCCUCGAGAGCGUCCCCGCCGUCUCGCCCCAGACCUCCAUCCUGGACCUGCGAUUUAACAGAAUCAAGGAAAUUCAACCUGGUGCAUUCAGACGGCUUAAAAAUCUGAAUACAUUACUUCUAAACAACAAUCACAUUAAAAGAAUACCAACUGGAGCAUUUGAGGACCUUGAGAAUCUAAGAUAUCUCUAUUUGUACAAGAAUGAAAUCCAGUCAAUUGACAGGCAAGCAUUUAAAGGACUUGCCUCUCUAGAACAACUGUAUCUGCACUUUAACCAGAUUGAAACAUUGGAACCAGAAUCAUUUACCCACCUUCCCAAACUUGAAAGAUUGUUUUUGCACAACAACAGAAUCUCUCACCUAACUCCUGGGACGUUUAGUCAUUUGGAAUCUAUGAAACGACUCCGUCUGGAUUCAAACGCACUUCACUGUGACUGUGAAAUACUGUGGCUGGCAGAUCUGUUGAAAACAUACGCAGAAUCUGGUAAUGCACAAGCUGCAGCAACCUGCGAAUAUCCAAGAAGGAUCCAAGGAAGAUCGGUAGCUACAAUAACACCUGAAGAACUUAACUGUGAGAGGCCAAGAAUUACGUCAGAGCCUCAAGAUGUAGAUGUUACCUCAGGGAAUACCGUUUACUUCACUUGCAGAGCUGAAGGCAACCCCAAACCUGAAAUUAUUUGGCUGAGAAACAAUAAUGAACUGAGCAUGAAAGCAGAUUCUCGCUUAAACUUGCUUGAUGAUGGCACUCUCAUGAUUCAGAAUACUCAAGAGACAGACCAAGGCAUUUACCAAUGCAUGGCCAAAAAUGUGGCAGGAGAAGUGAAAACCCAAGAAGUUACCCUGCGCUACUUUGGUUCACCAGCUAGGCCAAGUUUUGUGAUUCAUCCACAAAAUACUGAGGUCCUAGUUGGGGAAAGUGUAACUCUGGAAUGUAGCUCAACUGGUCAUCCCCAGCCACGAAUCACAUGGACAAAAGGUGACAGGACACCACUGCCAAGUGACCCCCGCAUCACAAUAACUCCAUCAGGAGGGCUUUACAUCCAAAAUGUGGCCCAGGAAGACGGUGGCGAGUAUACCUGUUUUGCAACCAACAGUAUAGACAGUAUCCAUGCAACUGCAUUCAUCAUAGUGCAAGCUGUACCUCAAUUUACUAUGACUCCUCAAGACAGAAUAGUGAUUGAAGGACAAACAGUUGACUUCCCUUGUGAGGCACAGGGAUAUCCACAGCCUGUCAUCGCCUGGACUAAAGGAGGGAGCCAGCUCUCUGUAGAUAGAAGGCACUUAGUCUUGUCCUCUGGAACCCUGAGGAUUUCCAGAGUAGCUUUACAUGACCAAGGCCAGUAUGAAUGCCAAGCGGUCAACAUUGUGGGAUCCCAGAGGAUUGCUGUACAUCUCAAUGUACAACCUAGAGUGACUCCUGUCUUUGCUAAUGUUCCACGUGAUAUGACAGUAGACGUUGGGACAAAUGUACAGAUUCCGUGUAGUUCUCAAGGAGAGCCUGAGCCUGUAAUAACAUGGAAUAAGGAUGGUGUUCAGGUCACAGAGAGUGGGAAAUUUCAUAUUAGCCAAGAGGGAUUUCUUACUAUUCGUGAUGUUGGGCCAGCAGAUCAAGGCCGUUAUGAAUGUGUUGCAAGGAAUACCAUUGGAUACUCUUCAGUUAGCAUGGUAUUAAGUGUGAAUGUUCCUGAUGUUAGCCGAAAUGGAGAUCCAUAUGUUGCAAGCUCAAUUGUUGAAGCAAUCGCUACUGUAGACAGAGCAAUAAACUCAACACGUACACAUUUGUUCGACAGUCGCCCUCGUUCUCCAAAUGAUUUGCUAGCCUUGUUUCGAUACCCAAGAGAUCCUUACACUAUUGAGCAAGCAAGAGCUGGAGAGAUAUUUGAAAGGACAUUACAGCUAAUUCAAGAACACGUGCAAGAUGGUUUAAUGGUUGACCUGAAUGGAACAAGCUAUCACUAUAAUGAUCUUGUAUCUCCACAAUACUUGAAUCUGAUAGCUAACCUUUCAGGCUGCACUGCCCAUAGGCGUGUGAAUAACUGUUCAGAUAUGUGCUAUCACCAGAAAUACAGAACACAUGAUGGUACCUGCAACAAUCUGCAGCAUCCAAUGUGGGGAGCCUCUCUCACUGCCUUUGAACGUUUGUUGAAGUCGGUCUAUGAAAAUGGAUUUAAUCUACCAAGGGGUGUCAGAACUAACCGGCGAUAUAAUGGAUACACCCUUCCAAUGCCACGCUUAGUUUCAACCACUCUGAUAGGCACUGAAACAAUAACCCCUGAUGACCAGUUUAGUCAUAUGCUUAUGCAAUGGGGCCAGUUCCUGGAUCACGACCUUGACUCCACUGUUGUUGCCCUAAGUGAAGCCAGGUUUUCUGAUGGUCAGCAUUGCAGCUCUGUUUGCACCAAUGAUCCUCCAUGUUUCUCCAUCAUGAUCCCACCGAAUGACCCUCGAGUCAGAAAUGGGGCACGGUGCAUGUUUUUUGUGCGUUCAAGCCCAGUCUGUGGAAGUGGUAUGACAUCCCUUUUAAUGAAUUCUGUUUAUCCAAGAGAACAGAUCAACCAGUUGACUUCCUAUAUUGAUGCAUCUAAUGUUUAUGGCAGUUCAGAACAUGAAGCACAGGAAAUCCGAGACCUAGCAAGUCACAGGGGCCUCCUGAGACAGGGCAUUGUACAGCGAUCUGGGAAGCCUCUUCUUCCAUUUGCUACUGGCCCUCCAACAGAAUGUAUGAGGGAUGAGAAUGAAAGCCCUAUUCCUUGCUUCUUAGCUGGGGACCACCGUGCCAAUGAACAGCUGGGUCUCACCAGCAUGCAUACACUGUGGUUUAGAGAACACAACAGAAUCGCCACAGAGUUGCUAAAACUUAAUCCACACUGGGACGGUGAUACAAUAUAUCACGAAACACGCAAAAUUGUUGGUGCAGAAAUGCAGCACAUAACCUACAGCCACUGGCUGCCUAAAAUAUUGGGUGAAGUAGGCUUAAAAAUGCUUGGUGACUAUAAAGGUUAUGACCCCAAUAUUAAUUCUGGCAUAACUAAUGAGUUUGCAACUGCCGCUUUCAGGUUUGGUCAUACAUUGAUCAAUCCCAUACUGUAUAGGCUGGAUGAAAACUUUGAACCCAUUCCACAAGGCCAUAUACCUCUUCAUAAAGCGUUCUUCUCUCCAUUUCGGAUUGUAAACGAAGGAGGAAUUGAUCCACUUCUAAGAGGGUUGUUUGGUGUUGCUGGUAAAAUGCGUGUGCCAUCUCAAUUGCUGAAUACAGAAUUGACAGAGAGACUUUUCUCCAUGGCACGAGCAGUAGCUUUAGACCUGGCUGCAAUGAACAUUCAAAGAGGAAGAGAUCAUGGAAUCCCACCUUAUCACGAUUUUAGAGUUUAUUGUAAUCUUUCUUCAGCACACACAUUUGAAGACUUGAAAAAUGAAAUUAAGAAUCCAGAAAUAAGAGAGAAAUUGAGAAGAUUAUAUGGUUCACCACUAAACAUAGAUUUAUUUCCUGCUCUUAUGGUAGAAGAUUUAGUUCCGGGUAGCAGACUGGGACCAACACUGAUGUGCCUGUUGAGCACACAGUUUAGACGGCUUCGAAAUGGAGACAGGCUGUGGCAUGAGAAUCCUGGUGUGUUUACUCCAGCUCAGUUGACUCAGAUCAAGCAGGCAUCCCUUGCUAGAAUUCUGUGUGACAAUGGAGACAAUAUAACCAAAGUCCAACGUGAUGUUUUCAGGGUGGCUGAGCUUCCACAUGGAUAUGGGAGCUGCCAUGAAAUUCCUAAAGUUGAUCUCAGAAUGUGGCAAGAUUGCUGUGAAGACUGCAGAACCAGAGGACAAUUCAAUGCAUUCUCUUACCACUUUAGAGGAAAACGUUCUCUUGAUUACAGUUUCCGUGAAGACAAACCUUCAAAGCAUGUGAAAAUGUCAAGAACAAGUUUUGCCAGAGAGGAUAUCCUUUUAAAUAGUUCAAUUUCAUCCUUUGUUGAGCGCAAGAAAGGACCUAUAAUGAAUGACUUCAAAGAAUUUGUUGGAGAUAUGCAAAAAACUAUUACAGACCUCAGAAAACAGAUAAAGAAACUUGAAUCACGGCUCAGCAGGACUGAAUGCACUGAUGAAAAUGGCAAAUCUUAUUCCAGUACUGAGACCUGGAAAAAAGACCCAUGUACCACAUGUGAAUGCAAGGUCGGCCAGAUAACCUGUUAUGUGGAAUCGUGUCCACCCAAUGAUUGCGCUACACCUGUGAAGCUCAAAGGAGUUUGCUGUCCUGUCUGCUUAAAACAAACUAUUAGAAAGGCAAAUAAGCCUUAAGUCUGCUUUGCAACUGUCACAUAUCAAGUCAUAUGGAUAUCUGCUGAUGGCAAAUACAGGUAAUAGUAGGCUUAAAACCACAACAGCAAAUCAAGACAAUACAGGACAGCAUUCAAAUGAUGGUGUAACAGUACCAGAUAAUGUGUGAUUUUACUUGGCAGCCCAUUUAAAAGCCACAGUGUGAAAGUAUUGAAAGGGAAUAUACAAUACAGGUCAAGAUAACUUUGUGUUAAAAUUUCUCAGGUUCAGCAAACUGAAAAUUGGUACUACUUUUUAAAAAUAAGCCUUUCUCAAGUAGUUUGAGUCCCCCAGUGCCAUUCAUAUUUCUGCAUACACUGGUAGGCAAAAGCCAGUACCAGUCCAUUGAAAGAAAAGGGGGAGCCACAGCUUUGUUGUUGUUGUUGUUGUUGUUGUUGUUCUUUUAAAAUAUUCCUUCUGACCCAGUGUUGAUACCUUUCUUGCCAGCUGUCUUGGACCUUGUUGAAAAUGGUAUUAAAUCCUCGUGAGAUGAACAUUGAUUAAGUAAAGCAGCUAGUGGUGCUAUGAUUUCAGCCAGUCAGCCAGUCUCUCUUCCUAUGGCAGUGCCACAUCUAGGGGAGAACAUACAUUUUGCAAUAGGUUUUUCCCUGGAUCACUGUUAGUAUUAAUGUCUUAUCCUGUACAUUGCCUUUAAUUAUCCUGUCUUCCUUUCUUAAAGUAGUGCCUAAGAGACUGAUGCAAAACAUGUGCCUGAUUACAAGUGAGCAGCUCACUGAGCCCUGCCGCAAACAUUCAUAUAUCAAACAAUAUAUUCACACUGCACAUAUCUAUAUAGUGAAGUGGCAGGGAAGGACACUGCUGGAAUACACACAAUUGUAUUUUUUUAGCAGUAGAUUGUAGAGAAGACCUCUAUGGAUCAAUAACCAAGAUAACUUUUAGCCUGAAUUACAAGUCUCUUUGUGAUUAUUCCAGAUCCCUCUUGAUUCACUUAACUGUUAACUCUUUACUGUGAGAGUGUGUUGUUUGCAUUCGUCCAUCAGAAAUGUCCCUAUCUUUCACCUAAACAUAUAGGAAUAGCUUCCGACCUCUAGUACCACAGAGACACAAUGAAGUGGAAGGAGCAAGCUUGCCUGACUUCAGAGUUUAAUUUUUAGAGAAGAGUCUAAAGGUCUGCUGGAAACAGCACUAAAUUAUCUAUCAUGUUCUGUAUAGAGGCAGGCAAUCUAUUGUCCACCCUUAUGUUGUUCAAUGGCCAUCAUCAGCUCUAGCCAAAAUGGCAAAUGGUGAAGGAUGAUUGAAGUUGCCUUCUACUAACUCCAGAGUUUGAAGAUAGUAGGUCCCCUCCAACUCUUGGUAGAGUUCAACUUUGUAAAUUUGUGGUACAAAUUAAAACUGCCCUCACAGGUACAGUUUCUUGGUUCAUAACAACUCUCUAUGUACUGGGCAGCUGUUAUUCUGGAGUUACUGAAUAACCAUGAUACUGAAAAAUCCAGUUUGACCUAGUGAAAUCUCUAAACACAAUAUUAGCAUUUUGGCAUUCUUGCCCAAAUCUGAAUGCAUCAUUCUUUUUUUGGAUGAUGAUAACAAAAUCAAGACAUCAUGGAUGAUGUCUAUACUUCUCACAUAGUUCUUUCUCAUACACAAACACACUCCAUGCUAUGGACAGUAAAAGCAAACUUAAAAAAAACAUUUUAUGUGAUUUUUAUCUGAGGUCACCCAGUGGGAUUUCAUGGCUGAUUUGAGAUAUGAACCCUGUUCUCUACGGUUGUAAUCCAACACUCAAACCAUUACAUCACACUGAAGAUUUCACUUCACUUUCUGGCUCUGUGAUCACUGGAUUUGAAAAAAAAAUGGCUUGUUGUGGAAACAAGGAUUGGUGAGAAAGCUUCAGUGGAAACCCCUUUUCCCCAUGAGAACUCUUUCAGGAGUGAAUUUCCCUCCCAAGGGAUAGAUUUCUCUCACUUCUUCUUGUCUCACCUCAAUUUUUAACCAUGAGUUGUUUUUAGGUCAGGUGUGUGUAACUUAGGGACUUCCUGUACUAUGGCAUAAUUUAUGAAAAAAUAUAUCCGAGAGAAGCCUUACCAAAUUGGAAUUGGCUGCUCCUUCACAUUAAAAAGAUACUCGUUUAUUUUUAAAAUUGAUUUGCUUUGCAUAGUCCCAGUGUUCUCCCAUUGUCAUUAUACCAGAAAUCAUGUUAAUAAUUACAAUUAUGUGAAUCUCUGUACCUAAUCAAGCUUGCUUGAAUGCACUGUCAAAUAUGUGUCUGUGUUGCCAUUGUUUACUUUUUUAAAUCUUCCAUAUUGCUUCUUUAUAACCAACAGGUAUUAUUACAUUACGUGAAGGAAAACACUCAUACCUCAUUCAACAGAAAUGUUUGGCUUCAUUUAUGGUGCUUAUCACUGAGAACAAGUCUUGGUUUUCAUGGAAUUUAGCAGUAUUUCCAUGAAAUCCCAUGAUAUCUUUAAUGGUAAAAAUAGAGCUGAAGUAAUUUGAGUUUAAAUCAUUAGAAUUUAGGAAUCAAGAUAGAAAGAAUUAAUGCCCUAUGAAAAAAAUGGUCUUUUUCAGAUUGUGUAUUAAUAUUUUAUGACAAUGCCAAACAUUUUUCAUUUAAAAAAUAACCAAAAACAUGGGGAUAGGAACAAUAUCUGUCAAUGGCACUGGUAAGCAAAAUGUGUUAGGACCACAUAUGGAAUGACAUAUCAUAGUAUAAUGAAUUGCUUAGGGCUGCAAUUGCUAAUGAACUUACUUGGAUGUAAGCUGCAUAAAACAUAGGUGAAGAGACCGAGUUCCUAGUAACAUACACAAGAUUACACUAUGAGGCAAUUUUAUAGAUAAUGUGCCCAUGCAUUAAGAUGUGUAUUUUCAAGUAUCAUAAAUUAUUUUAGAGGUGAUCUCUUUUGAUUUCCCAAUAUACAUAUUAGGUUUUUAUUGAAAAUCCACAUUAUGCUUUUGUUUUCCAAACUGUUACAUUUCCUACACAUCUAGAGAAGUUUUGAAAUGAGAACCCUGCUAUUAUUGAAGCAUGUUGCUAGCGUUAGGAAACCAGAUAUCCUGUAAUCAUACUUUUAUUCCCAGUGCUGUUUUGUUGCAAAGAAACUGCUCAGGUAUUGUGUAGCUCAAUCCUAUUCGUGUUUAUUCAGAAGUAAGUCCCAUUUUAGUUCAGUGGGGUUUGCUCCCUGGUAAGUGGAUAUAGGAUUGCAGCUUCAGUCAUUUAAAAAUAUCUUUUCCACUGAUGCAUUAACCAAACAUACCUCUGGUUUUCCUCGUUGAAAUAAAAUGGAAAUCUAAAUCAGUAUUUCUUCAUAUAGUAUGUAAAAUGGUAUAAAUGUCAGCAUUUAUUGCUACUAAACAUCUGAUGGUAAACUGGAUUAGGAAAUAGGUUUGAUUAUAAAAAUUUAAAAGAAAAUGUAAUUUUAAAAAAUAUGUUCUGUGGAUUAAAAGUGCAUAUAACAUUUUUCAGACAGUGGCCAAUGGCUGAAUGAUAAUUUCCUGGAAUUUUUUCAGUUGUGGUUGUUUCAUAUUUAUUUUCUUAUUCUUUUUUUUAGAAAACCAAUCUCCUACCAAAAAUGAAAUCUUAGUUAAUUUUUAUUGUACUUAAAUAAAUCUACCAAAGAAUUGUUUGCACUGUUAUGAAUGCUUUUCAUUUACAAUAAACAGGUCACAUUUUUA